Hydra vulgaris (swiftwater hydra) is the source of this 1275-nucleotide messenger RNA. The record is from RefSeq and is a predicted model, not a curated record. Lineage: Eukaryota; Metazoa; Cnidaria; Hydrozoa; Anthoathecata; Hydridae.
AUGACAUCACUUUUGCCUUUUUCUAUUCCUUUAUUAAAUAUUGACUCUUUAGUCUGUUCAUCUAUAUCAUUCUUAGAUUUUGUUCUAAUUUCUUGUGAUCCUAUUAGUGAUAAUACACCCAUACCUAAUGCUGCACCUUCACAUGCAAUAGCUACUGGUGUACCAACUAUUGUUGUUAAAAAACCAAUACCAACAGCUCCUAAUGUCAUAGUGCUUGCUAGUUAUAAAGAUAUAGAAGAUAUAGAAGAUAUAGAAGAUGCAAUAGAUGAUGCAAUAGAUAAAGCUGCAGAAAAUGGUCAACUUGAAAUAUUAAAAUAUUUACAUGAAUUAGGAUAUAAACGUACAGAAGAUGCAAUAGAUGAUGAUGGAUGGAAAAUUAAUUGUGCUGCAAAAAAAGGAAACCUUGAAAUAUUAAAAUACUUGCAUGAAUUAGGGUAUAAAGGAAAUGAAAUGACAAUUAAUUACGCUGCAGAAAAUGAUCACCUUGAAGUAGUAAAAUACUUGCAUGAAUUAAAGUAUAAAGGAAAUGAAUGGACAAUUUAUUCUGCUGUUGAAAGUGGAAAUAUUGAAAUUAUUAAAUAUUUACAUUCGUUAAGAUAUAAAGGUAAAGGUACAGAUUAUGCAUUUAAUUGUGCAGUAGAAAAUGGGUAUAAAGGUUCUGAAUGGGCAAUUAGUUAUGCUUUUGAAAAUGCUGCUAAAAAUGGAAAUCUUGAAGUAAUUAAAUAUUUACAUGAAUUAGGGUAUAAAGGUACAGAAAAUGCAAUUGAUAAUGCUGCUUUAAAUGGACAUCUUAAAGUAAUUAAAUAUUUACAUUCUAUAGGAUAUAGAGGAACAGAAAAUGCAAUUGAUAAUGCUGCUUUAAAUGAACAUCUUAAAGUAAUUAAAUAUUUACAUUCUAUUGGAUACAGAGGAACAGAAUGGGCAAUUAAUUUUGCUGUAUUUAAUGAUCAUCUUGAAGUAAUAAAAUAUUUACAUGAAUUAGGGUAUAAAGGUUCUGAAUGGGCAAUUAAUUGUGCUGUAGAACAUAGUCAUAUUGAAGUAGUAAAAUACUUGCAUGAAUUAGGGUAUAAAUGUCAGCGUACUGAUCCUCGAAAUUACAGGCCUAUUUCCCUCACCUCAGCUAUUGGAAAAGUAAUAGAGAAAAUAAUGCGUGAUGUUAUGAAUGAACACCUAGUUAAGCAUAAUCUAUUAUCUUGCCAUCAACACGGUUUUGUCAAAUCUAGAUCGUGUGUCACAAAUCUUCUUGAAGUAAUGGAUUACCAAAGCUUAAAGUGA